AUGUUAACAAGCCCUGCAGAUUAUUCUUCCCACAAAGACCGAAUCCAAAGUCUCCUCAAUGAGCCUGGAGUUCGUGAAAAGGUAAUUGAAGAGCUCCAGUCACUCGGAAUCCCAACAAUCCCAUGUCUGAAAUUUGAAAUCAAAGGUCUCCAAGGACACACUUUUACACUCGAAGAAGAAGAUUUAAGACGUGUUUUUUCCGUUUACGGUGAAAUUGAGCAUAUUGAAGUCUUCGAAUCUGAAGCCUAUAUCCAAUUCCUCGAUAUCUGCUCUGCCUAUUUCGCCCAAAAAACCCUUCAUAGCCGAAACAUUGAAAAUCUCCAAGCCAAUCUUGAAGUAACCUGGCAGCUUUCCAACAGAGUCCCAGGCUCUUUAAGUGUAUGGGGAAAGCAAAAUAAUUUGGUAAAUGAUUGCAGCUCAAAGUAUACAUGCAGAUUUGACAUACAAAUUGAUAAUGAAAAAGAAUUCCAAGUAGCAAGAAGACUAAUUGGGCCUAAAGGAAUUAAUAUGAAGAGGAUUGUAGAGAUUUGCUCGAAAGGGAUGAAUUGCCAAGCUCACGAUAUCAUUAAGUUGAGAUUGAGAGGAAAAGGCUCAGGGUUUAAGGAAGGACCAAAUCAAGAAGAAAGCUUUGAACAGCUUCAUAUGUGUGUGAGCUCAAAGUACUUUGGAAAGUAUCAGCUUGCUUGUGAAGAAAUUGAGAAGCUGAUACAGCAGGUUUAUAGAGAGUAUCAGCAGUUCCUUUGGACUAAAGGAAUACCUGCAGCUUUGCUGCAGGUUAAAAAAAUAGAAAAUGUUGGAUCAUGUGGGCUGAAGGAAAGAUCAGUAAAUCUUCCUGAACCGGCUUUUAAUGAAAAACCAAAAGGUCUGAAAGAGAGAAAAUUAGUUUAG
Molecule: messenger RNA, 888 nt
Organism: Blepharisma stoltei
Lineage: Eukaryota; Ciliophora; Heterotrichea; Heterotrichida; Blepharismidae
Source: the annotation of a GenBank genome assembly